AUGCUCAGUUCGGUCUGUGUCUCCUCUUUCAAAGGGUGCAAGAGUGGGAACAAAUCGUCCAACAAAGGAUGUUACACUGCAGACAUGACUUGUCCGUCGGAAAGCGAGAAAAUCGUGAUAAACUGCGGGGGGGUGCGGCAUGAAACCUAUCGAAGCACACUAAAAACGUUGCCCGGUACCCGCUUAUCUUGGCUUACCGAGCCAGACGCCUUUGGCAACUUCGAUUACGACCACAGAAACGACGAGUUCUUCUUCGAUCGCCACCCAUCCGUCUUUUCAUUUAUCCUCAACUAUUACCGCACGGGGAAGUUGCACUGUCCGAACGAUGUGUGCGGUCCGCUGUUCGAAGAGGAGCUGGCAUUCUGGGGCAUCGAUGAGACGGACGUGGAGGCGUGUUGCUGGAUGAAUUACCGCCAGCACAGGGACGCAGAGGAGGCGCUGGACAGCUUUGAGAAUCCCGAACCGGAGUUGGCAGAGGACGACCCAGCGCUACCAGGACAUGAAGGGGACAUGAAAAGACUGUGGCUGCAUGAGGACGGAAGGAAAAAGACUUGGUGGGAAAUCUGGCGGCCCAGAAUGUGGGCCCUUUUUGAAGACCCCUAUUCCUCAAAAUAUGCCCGGUACUGCGCAUUCCUCUCCCUUUUGUUCAUCCUCAUCUCCAUCUCCACCUUCUGCAUGGAGACGCAUGAGGCCUUCAACACCAUCUACAACAAGACGGAGAACGUGACGGAGGGAAACGUGACGCGCGAGGUGAUCGUCUACGAGGUGGUGACCGACAGCUGGCUUACGUACGUGGAGGGCAUGUGUGUCAUCUGGUUCACCAUUGAGGUGAUGGCACGCGUGGUCUUCUGCCCGGACAAGGUCGAGUUCUUCAGGAGCACCCUCAACAUCAUCGAUUUCAUUGCCAUCAUGCCCUUCUACCUGGAGGUGGGGCUGAGCGGCCUGUCCUCCAAAGCCGCCAAGGACGUAUUGGGGUUCCUGCGUGUAGUCCGCUUCGUCCGUAUCCUGCGUAUCUUCAAGCUGACCCGCCACUUCGUGGGGCUUCGCGUCCUGGGCCAUACGCUCCGCGCUAGCACCAAUGAGUUCCUCCUGCUCAUCAUCUUCCUUGCUCUCGGAGUGCUCAUCUUCGCCACCAUGAUCUACUAUGCCGAGCGCAUCGGCGCAGACCCCAACGACCCUACAGCUGCCAAACACACAAACUUCAAGAACAUCCCCAUUGGCUUCUGGUGGGCUGUGGUCACCAUGACCACUCUGGGCUAUGGGGACAUGUACCCCGAGACGUGGUCGGGGAUGCUGGUGGGUGCGCUGUGCGCCCUGGCGGGGGUGUUGACCAUCGCCAUGCCUGUGCCCGUCAUCGUCAACAAUUUUGGCAUGUACUACUCACUGGCCAUGGCUAAGCAGAAGCUGCCCAAGAAAAAGGGCAAGCACAUCCCCCGGCCCACCAUGCCAGGCUCGCCCAACUACUGCAAGCCCGACGCCCUCGCCCUGGCCACUGCCUCGCCACAUAGGAUCCUGGGUAAUGUACUCGGCGAGGUGAUCUGGUCCAGAGGCCUCGACUGCCCCCUCGCUCAAGAGGAGAUCAUAGAAAUCAACCGAGAGUCCAAGCAGAACGGCGAUGCGGCCACUGCGGUCCUGGCGAACGAGGACUGCCCCACCAUUGACCAGGUGCUGAGUCCGGAGCGAGAGGGUGCCCGAAUAACACGAGAACGCUACCAGCAGGAUCGUGCUUGCUUCCUGCUCAACACCAUGGAAUUCCGUGCCACAGAUGGGAAUGUGCGGAAAGUGUUAAGUUUCUAGCAUUGGCCUUUUCUCUGAAGAAGACUGAGACUGAAUACUGAGUCAGUUAAUCAGAAAUUGUCGGAGGGAGCCACUUUACCAAGACGUGUGACACAGAUGGACAGUUAAAAGGCGGAUCUUUGGUGUGACGAGCAAUACCGGAGGGUAAUCAAGAUGAACAUUAGGUUGGAUCUUUAUGCUGUUACCAAAGCAGCCUCUUGGCAACUCCGACCACCCUUUUGAAGACUGUCCGACAGAUCACAAUAACUGACUGAGCAUUGCAGAGAAAAGGACUCCUACUGCAACAUUCCAGAAGACGUUAUAUUGUGACGCUCAACCAUCUCAUACAGUAACAAAUAACCGACUGCAGUGCUGAUCUACUGAGUAACUUAGUGAAUUCAUGAAUUAUCACUCACCUAUACACGAGAGACCAGGUCUAACUGACUAUGUAGCAUCUCUGCUAACACUGUAGCAUUUGUUGGCAGGGAAAAUAUUGUCAUGACCUUAUCCAUCAACAGUUUGAAGAGAGUGAUGUGAAAAUACACACUAAAUCAAAACUUGACAUGCCUUCUUCCUCUUGUGAUACUUACCUUUACAAGAAACUAUUGUACAUAAGAGACAAAGACAGGUUGCACCUCAAAAGUUUAUUUGGGAAACGUGUAACAACAACUAAACCAGUUAAAGGCUAAAUUAACAGAGAACUGAAUUUAGACAUGUUAUGUCUGUUCUCCCACCUCAUGAGUUCAUGACUUGUGGAAGUUAGAGAUUGGUUAUCAUUCAAGACUUUACGUAUUCCAUUCAUUUCCAUUCAAUAUGGAACAAUGAUCCCAGGACACCAACAUAUGUACUUAUUACACUAUGAUACAGUACAUACUGUAUGUCGAUGACCAUACCAAAUGGAUGUAGCAUCAACCGAGAACCUAUUAGUACUACAUCCACUACAUAUACAAAAGUAUGUGGACACCCCUUCCAAUUAGUGGAUUCGGCUAUUUCAGCCACACCUGUUGCUGACAGGUGUAUAAAAUAAAGCACACAGCCAUGCAAUCUCCAUAUACUUUGGCAGUAGAAUGGCCUUACUGAAAAACUGUGACUUUCAACGUGGCACCUAAUAGGAUGUGACCUUUCCAACAAGUCAGUUUGUCAAAUUUUUGCCCUGCUAGAGCUGCCCCGGUCCACUAUAAGUGCUGUUAUUGUGAAGUGGAAACGUCUAGUAGCAACAACGGCUCGGUGGUAGGCCACACAAGUCCAAACUGCAUCUGGGAAAGGGGACACCUAGUCAGUUGUACAACUGAAUGCAUUCAACUGAAAUGUCUUCUGCAUUUAACCCAACCACUCUGAAUCAGAGAGGUGUGGGGGGCUGCCAUAAUCGACAUCCACAGCACCCGGGGAACAGCAGGUUAACUGCCUUGCUCAGGGGUAGAAUAACAGAUUUUUAUCUUGUCAGCUCGAGGAUUCAAUCCAGCAACCUUUCAGUUACUGGCCCAACGCUCUAACCACUAGGCUACCUGCUGCCCAUCUGGAAGCAAUGUCUGCACAAGAACUGUUCAUCGAGAGCUUCAUGAAUUGGGUUUCCUUGGCCGAGUGGCCGCACACAAGCCCAAGAUCACCAUUUGCAGCUGGAGUGGUGUAAAGCUUGCCGCCAUUGGACUCUGGAGCAGUGGAAACACAUUUUCUGGAGUGAAGAAUCAUGCUUCACCAUCUGGCAGUCCGACAGACUGGGUUUGGCGGAUACCAGGAAAUUCUACCUGUGCCAAAGCAUAGUGCCAACUGUAAAUUUUGGUGAAGGAGGAAUAAUGGCCUGGGGCUGUUUUUCAUGGUUUGGGCUAGGCCUCUUAGUUCCAGUGAAGGGGAAACCUUAACGCUACAGCAUACAAU
Salmo salar (Atlantic salmon) is the source of this 3651-nucleotide messenger RNA. Its product is annotated as voltage-gated potassium channel KCNC1-like. The record is from RefSeq and is a predicted model, not a curated record. Gene Ontology annotation, cellular component: neuronal cell body membrane; axon terminus; postsynaptic membrane. Gene Ontology annotation, biological process: potassium ion transmembrane transport; protein homooligomerization; action potential. NCBI's taxonomy places the organism in Eukaryota, Metazoa, Chordata, Actinopteri, Salmoniformes, Salmonidae. Gene Ontology annotation, molecular function: protein binding; delayed rectifier potassium channel activity.